Molecule: messenger RNA, 1218 nt
Organism: Caenorhabditis briggsae
Lineage: Eukaryota; Metazoa; Nematoda; Chromadorea; Rhabditida; Rhabditidae
Gene: Cbr-gnrr-3
Product: Protein CBR-GNRR-3
Exons: 8
Coding region: 1-1218 (405 amino acids)
Biological process (GO): neuropeptide signaling pathway
Cellular component (GO): membrane
Molecular function (GO): G protein-coupled peptide receptor activity
Source: RefSeq, a predicted model, not a curated record
AUGAACAAUUCCGGCGAGGCGUUUGUCAUGGUGCAUUCCACGUCGGAAAUUAUCGAAAUGUUCUAUCAACUUGCUUUCUUUGUUAUCGGAACUCCAAUCAACGUUUUUGCGCUAAUUAAGACCAGUCGAAAUGUUCGUGAAGGGGGUGUGGAGUCGCGUUUGGUAAAGCUCAGUAGACAACUGCUCAUUGCUCAUAUCAUGGUCCUUUUUAUGUACGGAAUCUGGAGAAGCUACUGGAUCUACAAUAUUGUUUGGACCCAAGGCGAUAUUCUUUGCCGUGUAUUCAGUUUCCUAUGUGCUCUUCCGUUCCAUCUCUGGUCGAAUAUGGUCGCUGCUAUUGCAAUUGAUAUGUUGUGUUGUAUUACAUCCCCUCUGAGCAGCUAUCGAACCGGCGCGAACCGAGUUAAUUGGCUCAUUACUCUGGCUUGGGGCUUUGCGAUUCUGUGUGCAUCGCCGAUGAGCAUUCUACGGGGAACCAUUCAGAUCAACGAUGAAGAUAUGUACCAGUGCUACCCGCGAACUGAUGUGUUCAAUGAUGAUAUUCUGAUUGCUUUCAACUUGUUCCAUGUUAUCACUUCUUUCUAUAUCCCAUUGUUUAUCGUUAUCAUUUGCUACUUGGCUAUCGGAUUCUCGAUUCGGAAGCAAAUGGCAGAACGACGUCUACUUCAGGAUGGAGGACAAAGCGGACAAAAAACCACCAACACCAAGGCCAGAUUCUUGAGAGCGUCUGUUGCGAUCAUCUGCACUUUCUUGUUCACCUGGCUUCCAUAUCAAGUUCUCGCUCUUCUCCGCAUCGUGUGCAUCUCUGAAGAGUGCCAGGAAGUUGUUAGCAAGCUCAAUUGGCUUCAAGCUAUUAUUAUUGCCAGCACUUGCAUCAACCCAUUCUUGUACCGUUUUGGCUCUGAGCCAAAACGCAGUUCUUAUUAUUGCUCGACGAUGGACACGGCUGGUAAGGAGGAAGCCGGUCAGUCCGCCGAUCGACGACGGUUCGUGAAGCCGAAGCCCAACGGGUUGCAGCUGCAGCGCAUCGGGCACGGUGCGGCGGUGUCGAACACCAACAGCAGCAGUCAACGAACCUCGCCAACCCCACACUCUCGCCUCGGAGUACACGCGCAACGGUUCGAGAACCGCCGCGCGUCCCACAUCGACUCAAGAACACCAAAAGUAAUGAAGUUUAGAUGCACUGGGAGCCUGGAUGGACGUGUGGAGCAGUGCUAA